AUGCACGCGUCCAAGAUCCUCGCCUCGGUUGGCCUCGUGGCUUCUGCCUCUGCCUCGGUCGUCCGCUACGCCAAUGUCAACCAACAGCGCGACGUUGUCAUCGAGAAGAGAGCCGACCAGACAGCCGCCUGGGUUUCCGUCGACGAUGAGGCUCAACCUGCCACCACUUACACGCCUUCUAUGACCGUGGUCGACGGCGUCACUUCCAUCGUUGACGGUGCUCCCCAUGACCUGACCGCCACCGUCUACACCUCGACUUACUACGGCGAGAUCUAUACCAGCACCGGCGAGCCUCCCAAUCCUACCGCCACUGGCAAGCACGGCGAGGGUGUCUUCACCCGCUGCCACAACAAGGACGGCAGCAAUGCUCCCUUCUGCUCUCCCUACGAGAACAGCACCCUGACCACUGGCAAGACCUACUUCAUCACCUGGGACCCCGACUAUUUCGAGGACAAGAACGCCGACAACACCACCGCUGCCAUGAUGGUCUUUGCCCGCCUCGACAUCUACAACACCACCAGCGAAGAGUACCAGAAGGAGGGCGACGACUUUGACCAGGUCCCUGCCGCCUUUGGUUUCUGGCCCUUCAACGUCAAGGACUCGUACCGCAAGUUCGGCGGCGACCACAACAUCUCCAUCACCCUCUACAGCCAGCGCAACCACACUGCCGAGAAGAAGAAGGCCUCGACCAUUUACCUCAACGUCGCCAGCCCUCAGCUUCCUGCCCACAAGGAACCCAAGGUUCCCCACGGCCAGACUCUCGUCAUCGCCCUACCCGUCGUCCUGGGUUCCAUUUUCCUCCUGCUGAUCGGCGUGUGCCUCUGGAACCGCAAGACCCGCCGCAUCGGACUUGGCAACAUCAUGAGCCGCGGCCGCCACGGAUACACUGGCCGUGCUGAGCGCCGCCUGUUUGGCCGCAAGGACAACGGCAUCCAGCUCGACACCCGCGACAUGCCACCCCCUGGCGAGUACCGUGAUGCUCCUGAGAACCGCCGCCGUGACAGCGACGGCCUCGGCAGCCUGGCUGGAAGCCCUGUCGAUCCUUCGUUCGCCCAGCAGGGUACCACUGGUGGCCACAAUGCCUUCCGUGAUGAGAUGAGGAGACAGGACCAGGAGAGGCGCCACUAA
Fusarium vanettenii 77-13-4 is the source of this 1128-nucleotide messenger RNA. RefSeq lists its product as uncharacterized. Bases 1 to 1128 code for a protein of 375 amino acids. Lineage: Eukaryota; Fungi; Ascomycota; Sordariomycetes; Hypocreales; Nectriaceae. The transcript is spliced from 2 exons. The record is from RefSeq and is a predicted model, not a curated record.